AUGAUCGCCAUCGGCAUGGAAGGCUCCGCCAACAAAGUCGCAAUCGGAAUAAUCCGCCAUCCGACAGACGGCAGCACACCACAAGUCCUCGCGAACGUACGACACACAUACAAUGCACCACCAGGCGAAGGUUUCCUACCAAAGGAUACGGCGAUCCACCACCGAGCCUGGGUCGUCAAGAUGGUGAAAGCAGCUCUGCAAGAAGCUUGCCUGUCGCCGCAAGACGUGGACUGUAUUUGUUUCACUAAGGGGCCUGGGAUGGGCGCGCCGCUGCAAAGCGUGGCCGUUGCCGCGCGGAUGAUGAGUCUCCUCUGGAGGAAGCCUUUGGUUGGGGUUAAUCAUUGUGUUGGGCACAUCGAAAUGGGCCGCCUGAUUACCGGCGCUGAGAAUCCCGUCGUGCUAUAUGUCUCUGGUGGAAACACGCAGGUCAUCGCAUACAGUAAUAAGCGGUACCGCAUCUUCGGCGAAACGCUGGAUAUCGCAGUUGGAAACUGUCUUGAUCGAUUUGCGCGCACGCUGCGCAUUCCCAAUGACCCGUUCCCGGGGUACAAUAUUGAGCAGCUUGCGAAGAAGGGGACUCAGCUUGUUGAUCUGCCGUACGUAGUUAAGGGGAUGGACUGUUCGUUCUCUGGUGUUUUGGCUGCUAUUGAUGCGCUGGCCGUGUCUCUUGGGUUGAGCGGAGAAGAACAGGCGCAAAAUAUGGAUGCGCUGGUUGCGCAAGAGAAUCGGGAUCUCGGUACUAAGGUUACUCGCGCGGACCUCUGCUUCUCGCUGCAAGAGACGGUGUAUGCGAUGCUGGUUGAGAUCACGGAGCGCGCGAUGGCGCAUGUCGGUGCGAAGCAGGUGCUUGUUGUUGGCGGCGUGGGGUCUAAUGAGCGGCUGCAGGAGAUGAUGGGGAUUAUGGCGCGGGAUCGGGGUGGUUCUGUCUUUGCGACGGAUGAGCGAUACUGCAUUGAUAACGGAAUCAUGAUUGCUCAGGCGGGAAUGAUGGCGUAUAAAACAGGCUUCAGGACACCACUGAAGGAAUCUACAUGUACCCAGCGGUUCCGGACAGAUGAGGUAUUUGUGGACUGGCGAGAUUAG
Molecule: messenger RNA, 1083 nt
Organism: Penicillium soppii
Lineage: Eukaryota; Fungi; Ascomycota; Eurotiomycetes; Eurotiales; Aspergillaceae
Gene: kae1
Product: O-sialoglycoprotein endopeptidase
Exons: 2
Coding region: 1-1083 (360 amino acids)
Biological process (GO): tRNA threonylcarbamoyladenosine modification
Cellular component (GO): EKC/KEOPS complex; cytoplasm
Source: RefSeq, a predicted model, not a curated record